Syngnathus typhle (broad-nosed pipefish) is the source of this 5174-nucleotide messenger RNA. Its product is annotated as zinc finger CCHC domain-containing protein 12-like. Gene Ontology annotation, molecular function: zinc ion binding; nucleic acid binding. Bases 1205 to 2662 code for a protein of 485 amino acids. Lineage: Eukaryota; Metazoa; Chordata; Actinopteri; Syngnathiformes; Syngnathidae. The transcript has 2 exons. The record is from RefSeq and is a predicted model, not a curated record.
CCUCCCCUGGAAAUGCAAGACGUCCUCGCUUCUUGACCCCCCAAAAAGCCAUCCAAUCCCAGGCCGUCAUCUUCUUCGUCUUCAUCUCUCUCGCUCUCCUCUGACUGAAAGGAGCGGAGAGCACUUGCUGGACGAGGUUUAUCGAACCUGGUAGGAUCUAUCCAUAAUUUUUUCCCCCACUGCUACACCGAGGUGGAUUUCGGAAAGGAUUGAUUGACUCUUCAGGAACAAAGCAGGAGAAACAAACUGAAGGGAUAUAGAGACAUUUGGGUAACGAAAGUCGUUCAGUCUUUUGCUGAAUUGUUUUGAGUUUUGUACAUUUUGUCACUUUAAUUUUUUUGUGAACUAUAUAUACGAUGAUGCUGAAAUGGUGUUAUUGAAAUAUUGAUUGGUGUGAACAAAACCAGUGAAAUUGAGGGAAUUUAAAAGUGGCUUUACUGAACUCAAAUUAGAUUUACUAUUGUUUUCGAAUUACUUACCCGUAUUGAAUAUUAUUCAAACAACACAAAGUGAGGGAACUAAACCGAUUGAACCUUAGAAUUAAUAAAACAACCCGGGUUUUAAAUUGAAGUUCUUUGAACUGAAAAGUUUACUGAAAGGAAACUUAUUUUCUUCAACUAACUAGACUUGUAUGUCUAUUGUUGUAAAUUGUAUGUCAACUAUUUUCCUUUAUUUUUCUCUUCUAAAAUAAGCCGGCAGUUCAAUUCAAACCUUGGUCUGUGGUCAUUUAUUUUGCUUAUUCUAUCACCACUACAAAUAUAGCCGAACUUAGAAUUGGUCCAUGAUCUAAAUUACUGUAAGCACUGUCCAAAACAAUAUAGGUGUUACAGAAGUGGCGAGCCAGGAGUGGUGGUUAAUUCAAAUAAUAUUACCUGACCCAGACCUUAAAAUAGACCAAGCCGGAAAAAAAAUGGAGGUCAUUGAUAAAGAAAAUAUUAAAACCCCAAACUCAGUUAUAUUUAGUGGGCUCACUGACACUGAUGUUGAUGAAGAAUUAACUGACUUCCUGAUUAGGUACGGACAGAUUGCUAGAACAAUUUAAAUAGAUGAACCCCAGUCUUCCUACCACAGAAAUGCCAUUGUGGAAUAUGAGAGCGGCGCUGCCUUGACCGCACUUGAACCUUUACUGCCCCAUACACUUGAAUGCUCCAAUGAAGUCUCUUACCACAUCAGAGCUCUGUCAACUGAGUAUUUAUCAACUGUUAUGAACAGCGCCACCCACAGCUCUUUCAGUGAACUGCAGAAAAUUGCCAGAAUAAGCGGCAAAUCUUUCGAAGAUGUUUUGCAUGAACACCUUUCCAAAUGUGCUCAGUCGAUUGUAAGCAACCCAAAAACACCCGAAGAUAUGAAUUCCGUCUCAGAGAACCAAAAUGAGCCAACAACCACUGUUGAAAGACCACCAAAAGUCACUGACCAAUGUCAAGAUGAAACUAUGAAACCAAUUAAUCCGAAUAUAAGCUUCAGUUCUCCUGUAACAGUUAACCAACCACAAAGUGACCAACCAUCUCACAUACCAGCACGCUUUUUAACUCCUCCAGAGGUUCAAAAGGUUGUUGUGGAACACACAGUGCGAAGUGAAGCUCCUGUCUCACCGAUAAAUUCUUCUUUCCGCCUCAGACAGUUUUCAGGUAAAAUACCUUAUCCCAGUCACGAGGUUGAUUUUGAUACAUGGCGUCACAGUGUUGAGCUCAUACUGCAAGAUCCUGAUUUAUCUGAUUUGCAUCGUUCACGGAAGAUCUUAGACAGUCUUGUAUCACCUGCUGCAAAUUUGGUGAAACCUCUUGGGCCUAAUGCCUUACCAUCUGCCUAUCUUGAACUGCUGAACUCAGCUUUUGGCACAGUGGAAGACGGCGAUGAGCUCUUUGCCAUAUUUCUCAACACAUUUCAAGACCCAAGUGAAAAGCCUUCACACUAUCUCCAUCGUUUGCAAACAGCGCUAUCCAAAUCCUUGAACAGAGGUGGAGUAGUAGCCGGUGAAGCUGACCGACACCUUCUGCGUCAAUUCUGCCGCGGCUGUUGCAAUAAUGCCCUGUUAACAGAUCUUCAGCUUGGAAAAUUGAAAGACAAACCACCUACAUUCACUAAUCUACUUCUACAGUUGAGAGUAGAAGAAGACAACCAUAUUGCAAAGGAAAGUAGGAUGAAACAACAUUUUGCUGCAACCAGACCAAAAGUAACAGCACAGUCUAUUGCUGCUAGCGCGAACAUCUCAGAUCCUCCAAUGCAAACUGAUCUUGCUGAAAUGCAAAACCAGAUAGCUGAACUACAAACUCAACUGACACAACUGAAACUUAAAAAGGGACAACCAACGGAAAUUCCACAAAAUGACAUCUUCAAAGAAAUGAGAGCACAAAUCGCUGAACUCCAGAGCCACAUCACUAAGCUACAGCCACAAAGAAGCAAGAAAAGACUUAAUCAACCAUCAGCUAAUACCAAGACAAACCCUGAACACAAAGUACCCGAACAAGCUCUCUUGCCACCUCAAGCUGCAAGUAAAAGAUCAAAGCCUUGGUACUGCUUCCAGUGCGGUGAAGAUGGUCACAUCAUCUCGACAUGUACCAGUGAGCCAAACCCAUCCUUAGUUGCAAAAAAAAAGAAACAGUUGAGAGAGAAACAGUCACUGUGGGAUAAGCAAAACAACCAGACCCCACCUUUAAACUAAAAGUAGCACUCAUGGCGGGACAAAUGGGUGCUGAAACGGAAACUAGUCCCACUGAACAUUCACAAAAAGCCAAAAGACAAUUCUUCCACAACCGCUUCACCACUGUGAAAAUUCCUAAAGGUCUGAUUGGAGCUAAAUACACUGCUCAAGUACAAAUCAAUGGACACGCUUGCCAUUGUCUUCUUGAUACCGGAUCGCAAGUGACCACCGUGUCCCAGUCUUUCUACAAAAGCUAUCUCUCACACCUGACAAUCCAUCCAAUACAAGAUCUGUUGGAAGUUGAAGCUGCAAAUGGUGAAAAUGUUCCCUAUUCAGGCUACAUUGGUGUUGAUAUCACUUUUCCAAAAGACUGUUUUGGAACUGAACUCACUGUGUCCUCUCUUGCAUUAAUUGUUCCAGACACACGCUCUAGUGUCCAGUCUUCUCUCCUGAUUGGCACUAACACGCUUGACCCUCUUUUUGAAAACCUUCCCUUGACUGAUACAGAUCUCCGUGUCCUCCCACAUGGUUACAGAGUGGUCUUGAGCGUGUUACAACAGAGACACAAAAUGAAAGAUGACGGCAGUCUUGGUCUUGUCACACUGUCGGGAAAAGAACCUGAAUUACUUCCUGCUGGUCGAGUUUUGGAGGGAGUAGUCCAUGUAAACACUGCAACGCCAGGGAAGUGGAUAGUGGUCGAGUCACCUUCCUCAUCCUCCUUGCCUGGUGGUGUCGUAGUCACCAAUUGUUUACUUACCCUUCCGGAAAACCGCUCACAAAAGCUUGCAGUUGUCCUAAGGAAUUAAGGUGAACAUGACAUAAGUAUUCCUGCAAAAAGUGUCAUUGCAGAAAUUCAUGCUGUGCAAGAAGUGAUGCAAACCAAGCAGAAAUCCAACUUGAAGUCCACAGAGCUAAAUUUAAAUUUCUCUGAUUCUCCAAUUUCUGCUGAAUGGAAGGAGCGAAUCAUACAGAAGCUGAGUGCUAUGCCAGAAGUAUUUGCACGACAUGACACAGAUUUCGGUUGCACGAACAAAGUCAAGCACCAAAUCAAACUAAGUGACGAAACCCCUUUCAAGCACAGACCCCAACUAAUACGACCACAAGACAUCGAUGCAAUGCGUCAGCACUUGCAAGAGCUGAUGGAAACAGGAAUAAUCCGCGAGUCUGAAUCACCAUUUUCCUCGCCAAUAGUUGUGGUAAGGAAGAAAAACGGGGAUAUAAGACUUUGUGUCGAUUACCGGAAGCUGAAUUUAAACACGAUCAAAGACGCCUAUGCACUUCCUAAUUUGGAAGAAACCUUUUCUGCACUCACAGGAUCGAAAUGGUUUUCGGUCCUUGAUCUCCAGAGCGGAUACUACCAAAUCGAAGUCGAUGAGACAGACAAGCACAAGACAGCCUUUACAUGCCCGAUGGGAUUUUUUUAAUUUAACAGGAUGCCUCAGGGUGUUACAAAUGCGCCCAGCACAUUCCAAAGGCUGAUGGAGAAAUGCAUGGGUGACAUCAAUCUGAAAGAAGUCCUUGUCUUUCUAGAUGACCUCAUAGUGUUUUCAGAAACACUCGAACAACAUGAAACCCGACUUCUCCAUGUACUCAAUCGUCUCAAAGAAUAUGGCCUAAAACUUUCCCUUGAAAAAUGCAUGUUUUUCCAAACAUCCAUGAAGUACUUGGGCCACAUCGUUUCCCAACAUGGUGUUGAAACAGACCCUGAGAAAGUUAACGCUUUAAAAACAUGGCCAAGUCCCAAAAGUUUGAAAGAGCUACGUUCUUUCCUCAAACGGUCCUCUGAGGAUGCCAUCUGCUCUGCCCUCCACUUGGCCCUCACCCACCUGGAGAGAAGGGACUCGUAUGUGAGAUUGCUGUUUGUGGACUUCAGUUCUGCCUUCAACACCAUUGUGCCACAACGCCUCAUCAGCAAACUUGACAAGCUGGGCCUCAGUACCUACUGUGGUGAAUUCUCUUCGAUAGUCAGCUGGUCUUCCAAACAAAAUGGGGAAAAAGUGGCUGGCUUGGGGAAGGAAAAGUUCAGUCACACAUGGCUGAUUGGGGAAAGAUUUUAUUCAACCGAUGUCAGAGAGAAGUGUCUCGCGCCCUAGCCAAGAUGUCGAGUUCCUUUGUCUACCCUCGCCUUAAAAUUUAUACUCUUGCGCUUCCCUCCACGCGGGAGCGCGCAGAUGGGGCUGUUGGCUGACCUAUGACCCCACAGUCGCCUCCCUAUCUCUACCCGGUGUGUAUCUUAGCAGUUGUUAAUGGAAACCAGAUGUGUCUGGCGCCAAUGAGUCUACCUUCCUGGACCAAGCCCCAAACAAUCCCACACGAACCUGACCCGAACAUGACCCGGUCACACUUAGGCUUACUAGUGAGAUAAACAUUGUAUGAUACCAGAAUAAAAAUACACAACACUACCUCUGCAACUGGCUACUGGACUUCCUCUGUCAGAGGCCACAGGUGGUACGUGUUGGCGACAAAAUCUCCGCCAGCAUCACGCUGAGCACGGGGGCCCCCCAAGGCUGCGUGCUCAGUCCACUGCUCUUCA